AUGGAGACUCCGUGGGGCUCUCCAGCCGACAUUUGGUCAUACGGAACUAUGCUUAUAUCUCUCAUCUACGGUGGCGCCACUGUACCUUAUGGUCAUGAAGAGUACAACCUGGAGGUUUUAACGCAGCAAUUUCGAUAUUUCGGCCCCUGGCCAGGCAAGUAUGAAGAGGUUGAGAGUCUCGAGACUUUGCACGCCAUUAGGUGGAUUAUGCAAGAGAUUCCCAAAUCAGAAACUACCCCGUUUGCUAUGAUAACGGAGAAAGAAGUUUGUAAGAGAGAUAAGGAGUUCAUUAUGGAGAUCAUGAAGUUGGACUGGAGGGAUAGCCAUCCGCCAGGGAGUUGUUGGAGCAUGAAUGGUUGA
This is a messenger RNA of Aspergillus nomiae NRRL 13137, 360 nucleotides long. RefSeq names its product putative serine/threonine protein kinase. NCBI's taxonomy places the organism in Eukaryota, Fungi, Ascomycota, Eurotiomycetes, Eurotiales, Aspergillaceae. Bases 1 to 360 code for a protein of 119 amino acids. The record is from RefSeq and is a predicted model, not a curated record. The transcript has 2 exons.